AUGAGUACAAACAUAUUACAAUCGGCAACGAUAAAACUGUCAAACGUGAUUCUGCGCACAACUCAUUCUUUCAAAUGGCUCAACAUCCCGACCGAGGUCGAUGAAGCCAGUAGCUGCGCACAACUCAUUCAUCUAAAAUGGGUUAACAUUCCCACCAAGAUUAAUGAAGACAGAAGCUGCGCGCAACUCAUUAUCCCAGUUGAGCUGAUCAAGAAAGGAGAUAAAGUGGGUCUCUCUGAGGCCACCCUCCUGACCAAACUUGGAGUAGAGCCAUUCUCGUGUGGGCCUGCGAUUAUAUCUGUCUAUGAUAAUGGAUCUGUCGUAAGCCCAGAGGCGCUCAACCUCAUGAAGGAUGACCUCACUGACAAGUUUACAGCAGGUGUUUCUAUGGUUGCUUCACUGUCCUUGGUUUUCUCUUAUCCAACUCUUGCAGCUACGUUUCAUAUGUUCGUCAAUGCCUACAAGAACGUCCUUGCUGUUGCUGUUAUCUCUAUUGCAUCUGCUGAGAAUGCUGCUGCUCUUGCCUCUAAGGAGAAAGAGAAGAAGAACGAGCCUGUCAAUGAGCCUGACGAUGACUUGGGAUUCAGUUUGUUUGACUAA
Asparagus officinalis (garden asparagus) is the source of this 600-nucleotide messenger RNA. Its product is annotated as 60S acidic ribosomal protein P0-like. Gene Ontology annotation, molecular function: structural constituent of ribosome; large ribosomal subunit rRNA binding. Gene Ontology annotation, biological process: ribosomal large subunit assembly; cytoplasmic translation. Bases 1 to 600 code for a protein of 199 amino acids. The record is from RefSeq and is a predicted model, not a curated record. Gene Ontology annotation, cellular component: cytosolic large ribosomal subunit. Lineage: Eukaryota; Viridiplantae; Streptophyta; Magnoliopsida; Asparagales; Asparagaceae. The transcript has a single exon.